CGGGUGCUGCCGAGCUCUGCGUCCUUGCUCUCAGGCUCUUGGAGUAAGGUGAGUUAGGAUGCGAGGACCUCAGAUUCAUUGUGUUUUUCCAGCGUGGUGACAGUUUCUUGUCAAAGGAGAGAAGGGACUGCCUCUGCCUGCCGUUGCUCUGGUUACUAUCCUGCUUCCCUGCUGCUGUCCCGCGAGUUCUCGACCCUCUUCCCCAGCACCCUUUUUCUGGUAGAAGGCUCAGCAUGCACUGGGAUGUUGCCUUAUCUCUGGCACAACAAUAAUCCUACCAUACAGAGGGGGAGAAGAGGAGGAGGGAAUAAGAAAUUUUGCCUGUGCUACUGUGACAUGAGUUUCAAUAUGUUGGUCCUGGUUUUCCUUCCUGCUAACUUUUCCUCAUUUUCCUACCCAUUUACUCUUUUGCUGUUUACCUUAUAGCUUGUACCUAAGAGUGCAGCCUGGGGUAGGUGCUUGCAUCUUGUGCUCAUGUGGAAUCUAUUUUAGACCCUUUGCGGGGCCUCAUUCCAAACUAUGUGCCCUUCAACCUAAACUCUGUAGCAGGAGUCUUGAUUUUUUUGAGACCUAUUUAGAGUCUUCUAACACAUGGGGAAGUUUGGCAGCAUUGUAAGCUGAGUGAAAAAAGCUGGGGUUACAUUGCUGAAUUAAGUACGGAAAGGAUUUGCGUGCACUUUGUCUUUUCUUCACGUUGUACCUUGUACUGACAAAGACACCUAAGUUAGCAGAGCAGAAAUACAUCCUAAGUGCUUUGAGGUGGCUAAGCCAAACAGCUUGAAAUCAGUUUCUGGAAAAAUAAGAGUUUGCCCUCCCUGAUGCCUGAGGAUUCCUGUUUCUGAGCCCACUGACGUGCUGAGCCUGACUCAGUCCCCGGGAGCCGGGACGCCUGGCCAGCAGCGCUCCGGAGCGCCAGCAGAUGGGGCGCGGAGCGCGGCCGGCGGCGCUGCCGGCCCUGCGGCGUGCGGAGCCCGGCUGGGGCUGCGCCAGGCUCCGAGGUAAGUUCCGCUCGCAUUGCGCCUUCCUUGGGCUUUAUGUUGCAGGAUGUACUAGUAAUACCACCGCAGAAUUCCGUUAUUUUUCCUUAAGGGGCUUAAGGAUAUUUUUCUAUGACGUAAUCUGCAGGCAAAAUGCCUAUUCUUUAAAUUUUAGUUUAUAGGCAGCAGUGGUUCUAAAACUUCUCGAGACUUCACAGGGCUAUUAGGGAUUAGUUGGAGGAAUGUCUUUAGGGCAGCUGAGCAAUUUCUGUCAAUCUCCCUUUAGGCAGAAUUGGAAUACAUUGUAGAAUAAAUUCAUUCCCUGCAUAAUUCUAGUAAAAUAGAGAAUCACGUAUCACAUCUGGGAGGCUUAAUUUCUGAUUGUAACUACAUAAAUCAACAGAAAGCAUCUCUCUCAAGAAUAUUUUGAGACCCAUACAGCGAUUGAGUUACAAAUGCAUUUUUCAUGUCCUUAUUGUGAAAUGGAGGUCAUAAAAUACAUCAGAAGAUUGAAAUGAGGCUCUUGGAUAUAGAUCAUCAUCCAUUAAAUUAGUGUCUCUCACUGGGCUUUAGUUUCACUGCAUUCGACAGUCUGAAUUAAUUGAGUUCAACAGAACAGUCUCCUAACAGCAGAAAAUCUCAAUCAGUUUCUAAAAUGUAUAUGCAUAGAGUCUUUGAAGCCUGUACCAUACCUGUCUCCAGCAAAUAACUUCUGAUUGCCUGAAUAAUAGUACAGAUAAUGUUUCAGUAAAUUCCUUGAAGUCUGAGAGCAAAAUCUGCACUUCCUUAAGAGCCGAAUCUCUUGAUGAGAAAAGAGUUGAGACUGAAAGCCAACUUAAGUGUUAGGAGAAGCCCAUGCAUAGGUCAGAAGAAGUUACUGAAAUUAAUCAUUCUUAACUUUUGAGAAGCAAGGAAAUUCUGUCUCACAUUUCUCCCCCAUCAGAUUUCUUUUCUGAAUAGCAAAGAACUAAAAUCGUCUGAACAAGCUAAUAAAGUCAUCUAGGAAGUUGAGCUCAUUUCCAACAUUAGAAUAAACGCUGUACCUACAAAAGAGGUGAGUUCAUAGGAAGCUGAUGGCAAGCUCUGUUUCCCUAAAUGUUCAGAGCUUUGUUUGUCUUUUUCUAAAAGCACAAAAGAAGUGAUGUCUUAGUGGUUAAAUCAAAACCUCCAGCAUUUCCCAUAAAAUACUCUUAGCAAAUUAGAAAUGUUGGGAGUCGAGCCUGCUAGCUUCUGUCUGCUGUGUGCUUGCCUAUGGUCAAAGGAAGAUCCUUUAAAGGACAUAGGUCUAAACAGAGGAUCUUCUAAUUAUGUAAGUUAGUUUGAUACUUGGGUAAAGGAUGAUUUCCAUAUCAUAUUGCUCAAAGAGCUGUUGGGAUGUGGAGUGAAUAUUGUAAUAAUGCAAUAAUACUUGUCACUAAGUAUCCGUUUGGAAGCAUAAUGAGAUUUUACCUGGUAUUCUUCCCAGCAACUGGGGGAUAUUUUAUUCUUCAAAAGUUGUUGGCUCAAUUUUGCAUCUAGUCAAGUCAGGUGGAUUUUGCCAUGUCAAGUAGAUACAGGAGCAUGAAGGAGAAUAUGACCUCAAAAGUAGAUGCAGAUAAGUCACAGCCACCAGAUUCAAACUAGAAGCAUAGUGGAGGUCUCCUUAAGGUUUUGACUUAGCCUGUCAUAUACCCAAGGGAUCGUUAAGAAAAUGUGUGUUUGCACAUAUCCAUUACCCACCAAACAUCCACAGGUCAGACCUGGGGUUUAGGUACACGUAUAUCUUUGGUAGCAGUCACAUAAAAAAAUCAACAGCAGGUUGUAUUUCCUUUCCUAUAAGGGUAAACGGAUAACAAAGGAUGACACAAUUUAAAAUUAGUAAAAGAGAGCGGUUUUUCAAGUGUGUGCACUAAGUGGAGUGGAAAAUGUUCCUACUGUCUUUCUCUGAAUUCCAGUGUUAGAGCUCUGCAUUUCUGCUUAUUUUUCCUAUUGUGUCUUGUAGAGCUCCAGUGAUUACCCCGGCCAGCUAAUUCUGUUCUGAGAUUGUAAUGCAUUAUACCAUUUCUGUAUAACAGGAAAGGAACUUCCUCUUUAAAGCUACGUAUUACUAAGGAUUUCUGAUGGGCGGAGUUUUCUCUUGAGCAGGCUAAAUAAAGGCUUGCAGGAUUUACAGACCUCUCAGAUUGCAAUCAGCAUGAACUGCAGCCUGCCAGAGAGAGUGCUGCUCGGCUACGCGAUGGAUGGACAGCAGGACAGGUUGUGCCUUCAGUCUCUUUGGGACUUUGUCACAGCAAAGGAGCCAUUGAUCAAGUCACCAUUUUUUCCAGUGCUGUUUUCUUUUACAGCAUACAUGGCUUUCUGUCUUCCAUAUAUUGCACUGGACUUUUUAAGCACUAGACUACCAAACUUGAGAAAAUACAAAAUCCAGCCACAGAACUAUCCAACUCUUGGAAUGAUGGUGCCUUGCAUUAUUCAAAGUGCAUAUCACCAUGUUGUUCUGAUCUUCCCGGUGACAUUUCUCCACUGGUACUGGAGACCAAUGAAUCUACCAGUGAUAGCUCCAGAGCUGCCUGAGGUCCUGCUGGGAGUAGUAGUUUGCCUGCUUCUGUUUGAUUUUGAGUACUUCCUGUGGCAUUUGCUUCAUCACAAGGUGCCUUGGCUCUACAGGACCUUCCACAAGGUGCAUCACAAGCAUGUGUCGACGUUUGCUCUUACUACACAGUACUCCAGUGUAUGGGAAUUGCUCUCGCUGGGAUUUUUUGCUGCUAUCAACCCAGUGCUCCUCGGAUGCCAUCCUUUGACAGAAAUGAUUUUCUUCCUUGUAAACAUUUGGUUGUCAGUGGAGGACCAUUCAGGCUAUGACCUUCCAUGGUCAACUCACCGACUUGUGCCGUUUGGUUUGUAUGGAGGAGCACCGCAUCAUGAUCUCCAUCAUCUGAAAUUCAAAUCAAACUAUGCUCCUUACUUCACCCACUGGGACAAACUCUUUGGGACAUUCACAGAGUCGCAUUAUAAUUAAGGAUAUUUACCUGUGGAUGAACACUUAUUUUUUAUAGACUAAACUGGGACAUUAAGUUUUGAAAGAUGUACAAAAGAUUGUAUAUUUGAAGCUGCCUAAGCAAUAGCUAUUUAUAAAAAUCCUCUUAAUAUAUGUGUAUUUGUAUGUAUACUUGGAACUGCCUAUGUUAAGUGACUGCAGAUGGGAGGGUAAAUAUCUCUUGCUUAAAUUUGUUUGAGUCAAAGGUGUAAGGGAAGCAUUAAGAGACAUUCUCUCUUCUUUCCUUCUUUUCAGCUUUCAUAAAGCAUGUAUUGUAUUACUGUAUGAUGUUUUAUACAUACGCCAGAACAAUUAUCUUACUGUUGUAGGAUGAUUUAUGAUGUAAACAGAAAAGGUACACAUCAUGGAUUUUGUGGCGUUUAAUCUGCCAGAGCAUAUUAUUGCACAAUGAUGUUGUAAAAUAUUGCUGCCAAACAAAGCUAGUUGGCUACCUGUGCAAUAAUUUUGAUAUUUAUAUUUUAAAACUUGAUGUACUAUCUGUUUUUAAUAGAAAAUAAAUAUGGUCAUUCUUUUAAAA
Messenger RNA from Grus americana (Whooping crane), 4531 nucleotides. It is a transcript of the gene CH25H, whose product is annotated as cholesterol 25-hydroxylase. NCBI's taxonomy places the organism in Eukaryota, Metazoa, Chordata, Aves, Gruiformes, Gruidae. Gene Ontology annotation, molecular function: steroid hydroxylase activity; C-4 methylsterol oxidase activity; iron ion binding. The record is from RefSeq and is a predicted model, not a curated record. The transcript has a single exon. Gene Ontology annotation, biological process: sterol biosynthetic process; cholesterol metabolic process. Bases 3151 to 3975 code for a protein of 274 amino acids.